Messenger RNA from Lecanosticta acicola, 430 nucleotides. Lineage: Eukaryota; Fungi; Ascomycota; Dothideomycetes; Mycosphaerellales; Mycosphaerellaceae. The record is from the annotation of a GenBank genome assembly.
AUGUGGCUCAAACUCAUCGCCUUCGCGGCGCUGCUCGAAUACAUCCUCAUCAGACCCAAGAUCCUCCCAGCUAGUGAGAAUGGCUAUGCCGACUUCAUUGGGCUCGUGAUGUGUCACUCGAUUCUCGUACGAGUCUCCCAUCCACAUCACCCAACUUCCAUCACUAACGCGCCCCAUGCAGGCAUUCUUCGGCAAGAUCAACAUGAAAGACCUCAACGAGCGACAGUGUAAGACGGUGCUUUGGAAUGGAGCGAUGGGUGGUGGACUCGGCUACGCAUGGCUGCUGUUCCAUCUGAAGGCGCCGGAGAGGGAGAUUCAUCAUUUGCUCGUGGCGAAUUUGAUGAUCCUCGCUGGAGUCUUGACUGGUGCUUGGGCGGAGAGGUGGAAGAAGGGCGGCAGAUGGCGGCGGGAUGUUGGAAGAAGACUGUGA